AUGGAUGACUUGAUCACGCUGAUUCGAACUGAAAUUCCGGAGGGACGGAAAAAUCUCCAGGAAAGCUUUUCUAAUCUCGAACGCGUAGCAGAAUAUUGUGAGGACACCUACUAUCGCUCUGACAACAAGAAGGCCUCACUGGAGGAGACGAAAAACUACACAACACAAUCGUUGGCAAGCGUGGCAUACCAAAUCAACACGCUGGCGUUUAAUUUUCUGCAGUUGAUGGAUCUGCAGGCGACGCAAAUGGCGGAAAUGGAGUCGCAAAUGAACCAUAUCUCGCAAACAGUGAUGAUUCACAAGGAGAAGGUGGCACGGCGUGAAAUCGGUGUACUGACCGCGAACAAAAUUAGUUCGCGACAGUACAAAAUCGUUGCACCGCUUAAUCCGGAAAAACCUAUUAAAUACGUGCGCAAACCGAUUGACUACACGGUGCUGGACGACGUAGGUCAUGGUAUCGCACUGACAAACAAUAACCAAAAAAAACAUCGUGUUUCGAGCCAGGGCUCGAUCCAGUCGACCAUUUCGCCAAACGUGUCUGUCGGACCACCUCCUACGACCAAACCACCGACACCGCCUCAGAUGACGCGCAGUGCAGGACAUUCCGGUACGCUUAGUAAGCCUGUCAGUAAUACCGGUACGCUUGGAAAGGCGUCUCGUGAGUACCGCACACCACCAGUCGUCGUACCACCACAAGUGCCCUCGCACUACGCACCAAACUAUCCGGUAGGACAUCCGCGUCGCACAUCUAGCGGAGGAGGGGUUGAACGUGGUCCUGGUUAUAGCGCCCUUCCUAUGCCGAUGCCGCCAAGUCAGGUAGUAAUGCACCAUCCGCCUCAGAUUGGCAUGGUACACCCAAUGCAGUCCGGCCCGGUCAUGCAGCAUCAAUCGACAUUCGAGGAGCGCAAUAGUAUGCCACCUCCACCUUCACCACUGACUGUAACACAUGAAUUGCCAGACCACAGUCAUAUAGGCAUGCACACUCUGAGCCGUAACAUGCCACGCCCAGGAUCACAAUCGCCUCCUCUGCCACCACCGCCACCGCCGGAGGAAUCGGAUCACGCUGACUUUGGUCGUCCACGCAAUACUCAAAACAGUUUGGUAGCACCGAUCGUUCCAGAUGAUCAGAACUUGCCCGGUUGGGUACCGAAGAACUACAUUGAGAAGGUAGUUGCGAUUUAUGACUAUUAUGCCGACAAGGAUGACGAGCUUAGUUUUCAGGAGAGCUCUGUUUUGUACGUGCUGAAGAAAAAUGAUGAUGGGUGGUGGGAGGGCGUUAUGGAUGGUGUGACCGGACUGUUUCCGGGCAACUAUGUGGAACCAUGCGUUUAA
Messenger RNA from Anopheles marshallii, 1332 nucleotides. It is a transcript of the gene Abi, whose product is annotated as abl interactor 2. The transcript is spliced from 3 exons. Lineage: Eukaryota; Metazoa; Arthropoda; Insecta; Diptera; Culicidae. Bases 1 to 1332 code for a protein of 443 amino acids. Gene Ontology annotation, molecular function: SH3 domain binding. The record is from RefSeq and is a predicted model, not a curated record.